Messenger RNA from Capsaspora owczarzaki ATCC 30864, 3739 nucleotides. RefSeq lists its product as hypothetical. The record is from RefSeq and is a predicted model, not a curated record. Bases 36 to 3503 code for a protein of 1155 amino acids. NCBI's taxonomy places the organism in Eukaryota, Filasterea, Ministeriida, Capsasporidae. The transcript has a single exon.
UUUUUUUUUUUUUUUUUUCUCUCUGCCGAGCUUGUAUGGAACCGAUCAAGACCGCCGUUUUGCCCAGCGACGCAGCCAUACCAAUGGACGUCGACGAGGCCCCAAGGCGGCAGAUAGCCAGUGACACUCAAGCGCAGGACGGGUUGCCCGUUGGCGCGAACGCACACCAGCCUUUUCCAGCGAAUCUGCAGCACGGCGUGCUUGGAGACCCCAGCCUGACUAUCGCCCCGCCUGCAACUGCGCCGCAUGGACCUGGUGACGGCACACACGGCACGAGCGGAGGCAGUCAGAUGGACCCACACGCAGCUGCACGCGAGCUGUUCAAGCUCGAGUCGCUGCACGGCCAGCCAGAUUUUUCAGUCCUGGGCCUGGCGAGCACGGGCGACGCAGAGCACAAGCCGAUGGCAGGCCAGGACACGCCACAAGUCACAAGCAAGCAAGGCCACACACAGCUCGUGCAUUCGGCGAUGAGCCAUGCCAUGGUGACGAGCAUCCCUGCGCCAGAGCCCGCAUCGAGCUUUUCUCGAGGCCAGGUCGACCACGAAAACGCGUCGCCUGCGUCCGUUGAUCGCCAAGCGGCCUCGUCUGCCACACUGUCGUCCGUAAAACUGACCAAUUCCGAGCCGAUGGCGGUCGAGCCUGCUGCUGCCGGGACCCACGGUGGGCAAGCCAGGCCUGAGCCGUUGGCCGACCAGCCGCCUUCCCUCUCAUCCAGCCCACCGCGCAAGCGAGCAGCCGAAGAGCCGCCAUCAAGCGCAUCACCACCUCCACCAAGCAAGGUUCGGCUCUCAGAGGAUGACGCAGCAACCCAUACGGGCGAGCCCGCCACCAGCAGCACAGCAGCCACCACCACGCCUCAACCUGCGCACUCGCCGCCCUCCGACGCAUCAUCUUCCAAAGCCGGCCUCAUCCUCCUCAAUCACAAAGACAAACAACAGCAAAUUGGCGGCAACCAGAGCCAGGAAUCGGAACCGCAAGCCGAACACGACCUCUUGUCGUCCAUUGCUACCAGUUCCACCGCAAGCAGUACGAGCGCGCCCCCAGCAGCAGCUGUCACGCGAUCCGGGCGCGUGGUUAAAAAGAAGCACUAUGAUAACGCAGACGGUGCGGAGAGCGAUUCCGAUGCGGUCGAGGGCUCAAAGGCUCCGAGUGCACCUGCUGGAGGCUCGCGUCGCCGAACUGCAGCCAAAAGUUCAAAGUCUCAAGAGAAGGAAUCUGUUGCCGAAGGCGAGGAACCUUCACCCGCCACUUCCACGCUCGCUCAAGCCCCUGCGCCCACAUCUUCCUUGCCAGCCGAUGUCGCUGCAGGCGCCGGUUCCGCAGUCUCGAUGCCCGCAACAUCCACCGAAGCCCCUCGCUCACGUUCUGGACGGAUUCUCAAACCGACCGAGGCUGCAAGUCUCAACGACAGUGGCGAAGCAGCAAAGGCCUUCAAAGCUGCGACACAACCCAUUUCAGCCGCCAAUCCCGCCACCCGCUCGCGCCCGCGCAGUGCUCGUGCGGGUGCAGCAGCGACCGAGCACGAUGCCACAACAACUGUCAACGCACACGAAAUCGCGAAUGACAACGAGGUGUCAGCCGCUCCCAGUCAAGUGACUGUGACUGGUUCGACCACCCCUCCAGUCGUUGUUGCGAUGGACACGAGACUUGACGGUGGCUUGCAAGUGCCGCCCCGCCUUCUGGAUUUGUCGUCGCAAGAAGAUCCCAACUCGUUUUUGCUCGACACGUCGGCGGAGGCACCUGAAGAUUCAUCCAACGAUCCUGUGGAUCGAAGCAGCAGCGCCUUUGAGCUCGGUAUCUUCCCUCUCGACAGCGCCAUGAUUAUGUCUGGCGGUCCUCGGAGCAGUAGCAGCGCGAGCAGUAGUGUGAAUGGCACUAGUCACAGCGCCAAGAGUCCGUUCGCCAGCAAUCCUGUGCUCACACUUCCCCCUGCGCUUGCAGCAUCUCCUUCCGAACAUGGAUCAGCCUUGGCCACCUCUGCUGAUUCGAACAACGAGAGUGCUUCGGUCGCUUCUCCGGGCACAGGCCAGCUGAGUAGCGCUGACAAACGCAGGCUGACAAUGCAAAAGCGCGAGGAGUCGAAAGAGUACAAGCGACAGUGGGCAAGGGUGCACAGAGAGGCCGCCAAAAAGCGAAAAGAGCUCGAACGAGCCGCUGCUGCGUCUGCCAAUGGCGAGGAUGGUCCAGCUGCGGCUGAUGACGACCCCACCACCACCAGCACCACCACCAGCACCACCAGCACCACCACCACCACCACUACUACUACUACUCUCACCGGUGCUUUGUUUGACGGUGCGCCUGCGGACGACAGCGCGAAUCCAGGGAGCUCUGAGGAUGGCGACGCUGCUUCUCGCCGAAGAAGCACCCGAGCUCGCACCACCACUCGACAGUUCCCAGAGCCUUCCAAAGCGGGCAACGAUGAAGAGGAGGACGGCGAUGAAGGUCGGAACGCUGGCAGCGAUGCCGAGGCAGGAUCUCAUCGCUUGCGCGGCCGUGGUGACCAAACCUGGGACGUGCCCGCUUCGCUUCGCCGCCGUAGUGUCAACGCCAGCGGGACUGAGGAUGCUGGUCGCUCUGCUGGUCGGCGCGGUGCUCGACCCACCGAGCUUCAAAGCCUGAUGGGUGCCGACACGCCUGACAACAACGGCUCGGCCGAAGCUGGCAACCAAGCGUCCGCCAUGGUCAUUGACAAGCGAGAAGCCGAACGCGACGACGGCGGCCCUUCGUCGGGACCACGGUCUCGCGCCGCUGCAUCCGAGCCAGCGAGCGCCAAGGGGCAACCUGGCAACGAGGGCAAUUCGGGUGCCAAGCGGCAGCGUGCGCGUCGUCGCGAGCGAGAUGACUCUGACUUUGAGGAUGGGCCGCCGCGUGAGCAGACGGACGAUUCUGUGCUCGGCCGUCUGGCCAAGAGCGGCGUGGUUGUGGGUCCUCGUGGGGCCAAUGGCGCGCGUGCUGAGGACGACGAAAGUCGAGCACCAAAGCCUCGAGGCCGCCACGCCGCUGCUGCUUCCAGAGCUUCGGCUGCUGCACAGCUUGCCCGCACUCCGCAACCUCACCUGCUUCCUACCCCUGCGGACAGUGCAGAAUUUGACGGCGCCGCCGCGUUGCUCAAAAUUGCAUCGGCAGGGCCGCGCCCAGUACCCAGCGAGCCGAUCCAAGCCUUUCAAGUGGACCAGUUGGUGCUUCAACGGCGACAUUUGCCGCCGCACCCCACCUACAUGCUCGGUCCCUCUGCGCUGGAUCCCCUUGCUGUGAGAGUGGCCGAAAUCCGCUUCCGACAGUGCAUGCUGUCCUUGUCUGAUCAGCUUUGGGCGCAGGCUGCUGCACUUCGUGCCGAAGAAGAGCGUGACAAGAGCCACAACAUCAAUCCGGCUGACCUUGCUGAUGCGCCCAACGAACCUGCGCGAGAAGAAGACACGCUGAUUCGACCUGCCGGCGAAGCGAACGAUCUGCCAGUUUUUGACCGUCCGCCUUCACUAGCAGUUGCACCCAUCUCCUCAUAACCAAACAAAUCUGGCUAGUUUUAAGUGUUGGUUUUUAAGUUGUCUGUGUUGAAACGUGUCUGGCUUGUUGGUUUGUAGUUGACGGCGUAAACAACAGUAGGCUAGUUUGCAGUAGGCUAGUUUGUUUCAGAAACAUUCAGUAGUAUUGGCGAGUUUUCCUUUUUUGGUUUUUUUGCUAGGGUUUUCAUCGCAUCAACGCUCGAGUGUUUUUUUUUUAAUAAAAAAAAUAGAUGAAU